AUGCCUGCUCUAGGACACAUCAAUGUUGAGGUAUGCGUCGACGGCAACCCGCUGAGAGAAUACUCCGACCCCGAACGUGAAGUCGAAGAUGACCACCACGUGACUCGAUAUGUCGAGGUCAAAGCAGGUCAGAAGUUCUCGGUGGAAGUAGUUCUUCUCCCAGGCUUCAAAUUCUUCACGGCGAGCGAUGUCCACAUCGAAUUCCGUAUUGACCAGAACAACGACGUGCGCUAUCACAAUUGCCCAUACGAGAGCGUCGAAGCCCACAGAGGCGAGCUUCGACAUCGUCAGGAGUUUUGGUUUCACUUACGCUCGGUCAGAGACGAAGUUACCGGACAAUGGGUCAGUGUCUGUCAUGAGUUCGGUCCCCUCGCUGUCGAUGGAGAUGCCCCACUUCCGGAAAACCUCACCCUUUCUGAUAUCGACCUACUAGGAUCUCUCCGUGUGUCAGUCUACAGAGCCAAGAGGAAGUGGCUAGUCGAACCAUAUGUAUGGGACGGGUAUCCCGCCAAGCCGCUUGACGAGAUUUCGGAAAGGGCUCUGAAGGGCAAAGCGAUCAAAAACAAUGUCAAGUAA
Messenger RNA from Cladophialophora yegresii CBS 114405, 576 nucleotides. RefSeq lists its product as uncharacterized. The transcript is spliced from 2 exons. Bases 1 to 576 code for a protein of 191 amino acids. NCBI's taxonomy places the organism in Eukaryota, Fungi, Ascomycota, Eurotiomycetes, Chaetothyriales, Herpotrichiellaceae. The record is from RefSeq and is a predicted model, not a curated record.